UACGACCGAAACAUUUUGAAUUUCAUAAGCUGUCCGCAACAGAAUGGGAUUAAACAGACUGAUACUAUUAUUAACAUGGAUUGGAGCGGUGCAUUCAUUUUACCGUAAUGCAGCAUGUGAUACAAACCCGUGCCAACAUGAUGGUACGUGUGUAAUACAAGGAACAGAUGGCUAUGUAUGUCAAUGUAAAGGGAACUGGCAUGGACUAACUUGUGGAGAAUUUCAGUGUCCAGUCUAUACUUGUUCUACUCAACUCCCGUUUACCUCAUGUGCUAUAGCUCCAUGUGACGUACAGACCUGUCCAAAUUACAAAAGCGCAUUUUGUUGUAACAAUUAUUGUGGUGGAUGCAAUGCAUUUUUCUAUACCGGCGGAAAGGGAAUAAAAAUACCUUCGGCACAAUGUGGAUCAACACAAGUAACACAAGUUUCGACAGAUCCAUGUAAACCUAAUCCAUGUCACAACUAUGGAUUAUGUAUUAAGAAGGAUUACACUUUCGAAUGUAAAUGUCCAGUUGGCUGGAUAGGACCAACUUGUUUAGGAUUACAACCAGAAGAAAAGAAUUACUGCUGGCCUAACCCAUGUAAAAACGGGGGAGUGUGUUACCAACAAUUUAAAAAAGACAGAUUUAAAGAGGACGGUUACAGCUGUGUUUGUUUGGGUGGUUACAAAGGCAUAAACUGCGACCAAUCUAGUAACCCAUGUGAUCCCAAUCCUUGUAACCAUGGUGGAGUAUGUACUAAGACAGGUGAUAGUACUUAUACAUGUACCUGCACGUCUGGAUACGGUGGUAAAACGUGCAAUGAUAUCGCAAACCCCUGUGACCCUAACCCGUGUAAACAUGGUUUUUGUGUAGGAUCAACUGAUACCGGUGCCUAUACAUGUAUUUGUCCAAAAGGUUAUUAUGGUCAACUAUGUGAAUGGAAUCCAUGCAACCCAUAUAAUCCAUGUAAAAAUGGCGAACAGCAGAAGGUCAGCAAUAGGUCUUGGAAUCCAUGCAACCCAUAUAACCCAUGUAAAAAUGGCGGUACUUGUCACACUGAUGGUACCAACUGGUCCUGUAAAUGCCCCAAGAGAUACUGCGGCUCGGAAUGCUCAGAGGAAAAGAAGUGUCCAGUAAUACCAGUCGGUACUGCCGGUACUUGUGACGAGAAAUGUAGUAGUGACGACACGUGUCCUGCGGGACAACUGUGCUGCUCUAACGGAUGUGGACACCAAUGUAUGGGAGUAGCUCUAGCAUCACCAGGUUCCUGUGAUUACAACCAAUGUGCUAAUGGUGGCACGUGUAUUUAUUCUAGUGGUACAUACUCGUGUAAAUGUCCACAAGGAUACUCCGGAAUCCUCUGUGAUAUAUCCAACAAUCCAUGUGACCCAAAUCCAUGUAAACACGGCGGGAAUUGUUAUACAUCCGGGCAAGGAACUAGCUAUUUCUGUGAAUGUGCAUCUGAUUACUAUGGAAACAACUGUGAAACUUAUAAUGAUCCAUGCAGUUCAAACCCUUGUAAUAACGAUGGAAGCUGUCAGCGUGAUGGAAUAUACUACACAUGUACAUGUAAAACAGGUUACACAGGUCCGAGAUGCUCUGGAGAGAUAAAUUCAUGUUCUACUCAACCAUGUAAAAACGGUGGCACAUGUCAUACACAUGGAGCAGAUUACUACUGUACAUGUAAAGAAGGUUAUAAUGGAAUAACAUGUAACGAUGUUGUCGAUUCUUGCUAUCCAAAUCCAUGUAGAAAUGGCGGUACCUGUACCCGAAAGCCAUUUAAUGAGUUUGUAUGUCAAUGCAGAACUGGAUAUACUGGAUUAGUAUGUCAAAAUACUGGCGUCCCUGAUCCUUGCAAGGAGAAUCCCUGUCAAAAUGAAGGGUAUUGUGUAGUUGAUGGUCACAGCUAUUGGUGCAGAUGUAAAACUGGUUAUACAGGAUCCACGUGUGAAGUCCCUCCUACCCAAUGCAGAACCCAGCCAUGUCAAAACGGAGGAACGUGCGUUACUAGACAAGACGGUAGCUACAGUUGUCGAUGUACGGAAGAAUACUUUGGACGGACAUGUACUGAACGAAAUCCAUGUUUUUCAAAUCCAUGUAAAAAUAGUGGACAUUGUGCAAUUCGAGGCAGCGACCCCUUCUGUGAAUGUAUUCCACAGUGGACAGGACCAUUUUGUGAAACUCCGAACACGACACCUAAUAGUUGUGAUACUAAUCCAUGCCAAAAUGAAGGAAGGUGCAGCUUAACUGCAAGUGGAUAUGUGUGUACAUGUCCUCCGACACAUACAGGCAACCAGUGUCAAUUUCCAGUGUCGCCAUCUAAUGCUUGCAAUUCUAAUCCAUGCCAAAAUCAAGGAACAUGCAGAAUAACUACAGCUGGAUAUGCGUGCACAUGUACUUCUUCAUAUACAGGCAACCAGUGUCAAAUUCCCGUUAAUCCAUGUGUUCCAAGUAGAUGUAGGAAUGGGGCGUUAUGUCAACCUACAGGAGGUGCGACUUUUCGUUGUACCUGUACAGCUGGUUGGAUAGGCCAACUGUGUGAUAGACCAGAUAGAUGUUUAACAAAUCCAUGUGCUAAUAGUGGAGUAUGUACCAAUACUGCAACCGGAUUUUCGUGUGCUUGUACUGGCCAGUGGACGGGACCUACAUGCUCAACUGCAUCAACUGAUGUUUGUGCAACGGAUUAUUGUAUGAAUGGUGGGCACUGUAAUAUCCAAGAUGAUUUCACACGCAGAUGUAAUUGUAUAACAGGGUGGACCGGCAUCAGAUGUCAAACGGCAACGGCAGACAACCCCUGUAUUAACAACCCAUGUGGACCUGGCGGUACUUGCAGACAGGAAACCGACGGGUUUAGUUGUACCUGUCCUAGUGGAAGAACUGGGGAUAGAUGUCAAUAUGUAGCAAGUCUCUGUAACCCAGGUCCUUGUCAAAACGGAGCCACAUGUACUGUUUUUUUAUCAAUUGAGUUCUGUCGCUGUCAAGAUGGUUGGAGGGGAUCACGUUGUGAACGUGUCGAUCCAUGCUCACCAUUCCCGUGUUCUUCUUCUCAAGCAUGCCAAGUUGUUAAUGGUCGAGCAGAUUGUGUAGAUCAAUAGAAACAUACAGAUCAAACCUUGUAAGGCUUUCGACGAAGAUAUUAACCAGCUAAACUAUGAAGAACUGUUUUUUUAAUUUAUUAGCAUAUAUUAUUUACUUUUAAUUCUUCAAGUGACUUCAAUUCCUAAUGAACGUUAUAUUCUUAUGAUUUAGACACAACUUUUGCUCUCCAUGUUUGAUAAUAUAGAUGUUCGCUACUCGGUUCCAAAAUAACAAGCUAUCUUAAAUACCGUGAUAAAUUAUAUAGUAUCAAAAUAAAAGAUAUAAAACAAGUGUGUGCUUGUUUUUUAGAUAUAAUUCAGUGAAAAUAAUUCUCUCUAGAUUUUUCUUACAUUUGACAUAAGCACCUGUUUCAUUUUAUAAAAUAAGAAAAAAAUAACUAUGAUGUCAUAACAUUUUCAAAUAUGCAUGUAACAAUUAUAUGUAAGAAUACUAUCAAGAGAAAAGAAGAAGUCAGUGGGCAGAUUGUUUUUUAAUUAAACUACAUGCAAAAAACCAGAGAAUUCAGACUAUUUGGCAUUUUUCGAAAAACAAGUGUAGCGAACAUAUCAAGUUGUUAUACCUGCUCUACUUCCAAUAAAA
Messenger RNA from Mytilus trossulus (common blue mussel), 3659 nucleotides. Its product is annotated as neurogenic locus notch homolog protein 1-like. Gene Ontology annotation, cellular component: extracellular region. The coding region runs from base 44 to 3076 and encodes 1010 amino acids. The record is from RefSeq and is a predicted model, not a curated record. The transcript is spliced from 28 exons. Lineage: Eukaryota; Metazoa; Mollusca; Bivalvia; Mytilida; Mytilidae. Gene Ontology annotation, molecular function: calcium ion binding; peptidase inhibitor activity.